AGAAGGGGACUUUGUCUGUAGAGAUUUUUGUCCAGCUGGUACGUUCUCAAAAGACGGUAUGAGCCCAUUCUGUACAUUGUGUCCACAAGGCCAGUACCAGGACCAAACCGGGCAAACUAAAUGCACCGUUUGCCCACAAAACAAGUUUACAAACACUAAGCUUGGAGCUACUUCAUGUCAAGAUGUGAAACCAACAAACCAGCAACAGAAUGGUUUGCUGGAAAUCACUUCAGUCAAGAAACCAAAAAAAUGGAGACCUAACGACGAUACAUUAGAGUGCAAUAUCAAAGACAACAACUACAAACUUGUGUCUGUACAAUGGAAGAUCAUCAACAAGGGUAAUAUACCAGUUGACUUUCUUGGCAAGCCAAAGUAUGAAGAGAUUCGAAAUGACUCUGCGAAGCUCGUUGGUUCUCGCCUUGUUUUAUCGAAUGUCACUCCACACAACGCAAGACUGGAUUACGUUUGCGUAGCAGCCAACGUUAACGGAGAAACGCGCAAGACUGCGUGAACGUUCCUUGGCCUUAUCGAGACUGAUGUUGUUACGCGCAAAGAAUGCCUAGAUGCCAGAUUCAUAGAAAAUAAAAAACAAAUUUAAUUAAAUCAAUAUAAACAAAAUAAACAGGUU
Molecule: messenger RNA, 628 nt
Organism: Exaiptasia diaphana
Lineage: Eukaryota; Metazoa; Cnidaria; Anthozoa; Actiniaria; Aiptasiidae
Product: signal peptide, CUB and EGF-like domain-containing protein 3
Source: RefSeq, a predicted model, not a curated record